AUGCAACACAUUCCGGCCAUGGCAUUGCUGCGGGCGCCCAUCGUCAUCAUCGAGCCCACUGCAGUGCACUCGCACAGCCUCAUCCUACUUCACGGCAUGCACUGCGACGGCCGGAUGUUUCAGCGCUUGCCGCAGAUUCUGACGGCGCUCGGUGGCAACGCGUCGGGCACGCGCUUCAUCUUCCCGUCGUCGCCGGACCUGAGUCCGGCGUGCGUGCGUGGCGAGACGCUCGCAGUGCAAAAACCGCUGCGGGAGCGCACCGUUCUCAGCUCUCCGAGCCGUGAGCAGGCCGUGCACCGGCUGCUCGACGCCGAGGUGGCGUCGCUCGGCGGCGACCCUUCUCGCGUCGCCAUCGGAGGCAACUCGCAGGGAGGCACGGUCGCCAUCCACGCGGCCCUGACCUACCCGAAGCCGCUCGCCGCCCUCUUCUCCCUCUGCUCCAUCCUGCUCGACGUAACGCCCGCGCCGCCCGCCCUCGCCGAUCGGCUUCCGGUCUACGUGUUCACGGCAGAGUUCGACCAGGAGUACGCGCCCCGCUUCCAGCACAAGUGCUUCAAGCGGCUCGCAGACGUUGGCUUUCGACUCUUUUCGCAUGUCGAGCCAGGCGCCGCCCUCUCCACACACCUCUCCGCUGGCCCACCUCGCCUCGACCACUACACCACCUCCACCGCCGAGCUGCACCACGCCGCCGCCUGGGCCUCCCUCGCGCUGCACGGCCGCCCACUCCCGCCCGUGACGUACCGCGACGUCCCCUCCGCCGUGCCGCAGCCGCCGCUCGACUUUUACCACCGCGGCGCGGGCGCCAUCCUGUCGGAGCCGCCCGACGGAGGAGCGGCCGGCGGCUGGUGGGCCUCCUGGUGGGGAACAAGUGGGCGCGUGGGUGCGAACGCUUCUUAG
This is a messenger RNA of Emiliania huxleyi CCMP1516, 897 nucleotides long. RefSeq lists its product as hypothetical. Gene Ontology annotation, molecular function: hydrolase activity. The transcript has 5 exons. NCBI's taxonomy places the organism in Eukaryota, Haptophyta, Isochrysidales, Noelaerhabdaceae. Bases 1 to 897 code for a protein of 298 amino acids. The record is from RefSeq and is a predicted model, not a curated record.